AUGGCGCCCGAAGCGGCUGUGUCGCGCGUGUUUUUUUGGACGCAGGACUGGGGCGAGGUGAAGCGGUGCGUGUUCCGCAAGCAGGAAGUGAUGGCCGAGCUGGAAGGGACGUUCGAGUACUCGGCGACGCGCGGAAUCGAAAAGUGGCUCGAGAUGUUGGAGCGGUACGGCAUGCCGUGCAUCCUGUGCGCAAGCGGGCAGACCAAGGAGCGCGUGCGCGGGAUUGUGGGCAAACUCGGGCUGGGCAAAUACUUCAGCAGCAAGGACAUGGUGUCAAGCGAGGACGAGUUCGAUUCUUUAGAACAAAUGCUGCUGGUAGGAUCACUGAAGUCGUCGCGGCCGCCCGGGAAAUGUGUGGUGUUUACGGACAAGCCCAAUGGGAUUACGGCCGGGCAUGAGGUGUCGGCGAAAGUGGUGGGUUUGAUAGGGGCGCACCCGGCGUACGAGAUGAAGACGGCGGAUCAGCUGGUGGCAGGUUAUGAUGAGCUGGUGGUGUAUAACAUGCGGCGAUUGUUUUCAGAGGAAGGGAUGGAGAUGAUGGACGCGCAGACGCAGCUCGAGUUUGACCGUGGAAUGAAUUAACAUCCUGGACAGGUGAGGUGGGUUGACCGUCUCUAAUCGCCUUGCCUUGCCCCUCUUGCUUCGUA
Molecule: messenger RNA, 647 nt
Organism: Chondrus crispus (carragheen)
Lineage: Eukaryota; Rhodophyta; Florideophyceae; Gigartinales; Gigartinaceae
Exons: 2
Coding region: 1-582 (193 amino acids)
Source: RefSeq, a predicted model, not a curated record